UCUCUCCUUCGAUGGCGAUUGAAUCUAUCUGGGUUUUUUCUUCGCCAUCUCUUCCGGUUCUUGGAGUUUCUUGCGAUUUCGUUCCUCAUCUCUUGAUUUCUGGUUCUCCGUACCGAUUUCUACGUUUACCCACCCAGUGAACCCAAAGCCAGAAACCCUAGUUUCUCUUCAUUUGCAUGCUUGGUGCUGAUUCCAUGCGUGAAGGUCUGGUUUUGUAGAAAAGAUUGCAUCUUUCGUGAUGCCGUCUCGAAGGUUGCGUUUGAGUCCGUCGGUAGGCUGUUCCAGGAGUUUGAUUCGAAGCGGAUGAGCCGUUUGGCUGGAGACAAGCUCGUGGACAGCGAGAAUUUCCUAGCCAUCAGGUCGAAGUGGGAAUCAUCCAUGGUUGACUUUGUGUGGAAAAAGAGAAGCGCUUUGUUGGCUAGGUCUCUGGUUCUUCCGGUUGAAAGGUUUCGAGCCACCGUAUUCCCUCUGGUGUUUGCCGUGAAGGCUGUAGCUUCCGGUAGCGUGGAAGUGAUAAGGCAGCUUUCGAAGGCUUCCUCAGGUGCUGCAACUAAUGGUACGGAUGUGGACUCCAAUGCUGAGAAGUUGGUCGGGGUUUCAGAUUUGGUGACACAUUUGGCUUCGUCUCUGGAACCAGCUUUGAUCUUUGAGGUGGGAAUUAACAUGCUUUACCUGGCGGAUGUUCCCGGAGGGAAACCGGAGUGGGCUUCACUGUCCAUCAUCGCAAUCUUAAUCCUUUGGGACAGGCAAGAGUUUUCUUCCGCUAGAGAGAUUAUAGUCAGGGCAGUUGUCACGAUUUGGAGGUCUCAUUGUUUAGAAGAUUGCUGCUUAUGGUGAGGAACUUGAGAGCAGAAUCAGACAGGAUGCAUGCCUUGGCCUGUAUCUGCCGGACAGCUCUAUGUGUUCAUCUCUUUGCUAAGGAAAGUGUCCGAAGAGGUCAGAAGCCUCUACCUGGGACAGAUAUUAUUUCUCUCUUUGAGGAUGCAAGGAUAAAGGAUGAUCUUAAUAGCGUGACCAAUAAAAGCUUGUUUCGGGAAGAGUUGGUGGCAAUGCUCGUGGAAAGUUGCUUUCAGUUAUCUCUACCUUUGCCUGAACAGAAGAACUCAGGUAUGGAGAGCAGAGUGAUCAGUGCGCUAGCAUAUGGAA
Molecule: messenger RNA, 1146 nt
Organism: Tarenaya hassleriana
Lineage: Eukaryota; Viridiplantae; Streptophyta; Magnoliopsida; Brassicales; Cleomaceae
Product: protein TPLATE-like
Exons: 2
Coding region: 304-837 (177 amino acids)
Biological process (GO): endocytosis
Source: RefSeq, a predicted model, not a curated record